This is a messenger RNA of Penaeus chinensis, 7289 nucleotides long. RefSeq names its product dipeptidyl peptidase 8-like. Lineage: Eukaryota; Metazoa; Arthropoda; Malacostraca; Decapoda; Penaeidae. The record is from RefSeq and is a predicted model, not a curated record. Gene Ontology annotation, biological process: proteolysis. The transcript has 17 exons. Bases 152 to 2704 code for a protein of 850 amino acids. Gene Ontology annotation, molecular function: serine-type peptidase activity; dipeptidyl-peptidase activity.
ACCUGCAGAAUCUGGUCUUGUUUACCUCCAGUUCACUUCACUUCUUGUGCAUUUGACACAAUAAAGGAAAUUAUGCCGUAAAGGGUUUGUCCGAGGGCAUUUCGGCGAAGCUCGUAGUGCCGCGGUAGUUCAGUGUUCGUCGCCUAUUUAAAUGAGGUCGAGAGAGCUUGUCACAAGAGAAAGAAUGCCACGUAUAACAAAUGGUGGAGGUGGCGUGGCACGAGGUGCUGGGGGAUCCACUGGAGGCUCCCUGAACUGGCGUGAAGUUCACCAGCGUGUCCGGGAGCUGAGGAGGACCUUCUUACACCUCUCUGUCAAGACUCCCACUGACGUGACCUUCCGGCGCCUCAGCCCGACGCAGCUGCGAUGUUACUUCCUCCUCUCUCCAGGCCAGGGACGAGAAUCUACCCUUUUCUAUGCAGAUAUUAAUCUUGAUACCACUUGGUGUAGUAAGCUGGUUUACCAGGAGGUUCUGGAGUCUGGGCACUCUUUCCUCUGGCGCCGCACUUCCAGGGAAGAGCAGCUGCUUAGUGAGCGUCGGCGCAUAUCUACAUGGGGAAUCACCAACUACGAGCUGCAUCCUGCGUCUGGAACCCUUGUCUUCCCAGCGUCAUCCACUAUCUUCCAGUGUGUACAUCCUGAGAGACCUACUGGCCCUGUCAGUCCCAGAGAGUUGCCAAGCUGUCAAGUGCGACUCAACCCUCAGAUCUGCCCAGCAAAUCCAAACCUCAUUGCUUUUGCUGCCCGAUAUGACAUAUACUUGUAUAAUACUAAAACAGGGGAAGAGAAGAGAGUGACUCAUGUCCAUAGUGGUAGUGGGCGUCUUGAAUAUGACCCCAAGAGCGCAGGAAUGCCCUCUUAUGUCAUGCAAGAGGAAUUUACACGUUACCAGGGUUACUGGUGGCAACCUGUAUCUCCAGAUGGUGUAUACCGUUUAUUGUAUGAAGAGGUUGAUGAAAGUGAAGUUCCUAUAGUACAGUUUAUACUUCCUGAUGAUUCUGCUGGGAUGCUGGAUGAGUUCAGAUUUCCAAGAGCAGGAAUGGCUAAUGCAGAAUCUACACUGAGAUUGCUAGAAAUUGAAGUUGGUCCAGCUGAAGAGUUGAGAGUGACCACGCGACACCUGCGUCACGACCUCAAACAACUGGCACCUUGGCAUGAGUACUUAGUUCGGGUUGGCUGGACUCCUGAUGGCAACCAGAUUUGGUGCCAACUGCUUGAUCGCAGACAGCAGCGUUUAGAGCUGAUCCUGCUGUCGCUGUCAUCCUUUACGGGUCAGAAAAGCCCAGCAGCACCCUCGGCCCCAGCAGUGCCAUCUCUCUCUCCACAUGUCCUCAUCUCGCAACACUCCAACACCUGGAUAGAUGUUCACAAUUUAUUAUACUGGUGGAGGAGUCACCCAGAUCCUACACAAAGAAUGUUGAUAUGGGCAAGUGAAGAGUCAGGUUAUAGACAUCUCUACCUGUUUUUGACGCAGUUGUCUCCCCCCACCAGUACUGAGGAUCAGCCCUCACACGAAGACCAAGGUUUAGUGUCGGCUCAACUUGUUCAAAAAAUUGCUCUUACUCGAGGAGAUUGGUCAGUCACCGGCAAUAGCAUCUGGGUCGAUGAAGCACGUCGAUUAGUCUACUUCACAGGGUUGCGAGAUUCCCCCUUAGAGCAGCACUUGUAUGUUACUUCUAUAUCCCAUCCAGGAGGACUUGUGCAAAGACUAACAGAGCCAGGUUUCUCCCACCAAGUGGCACUAAACCAGGAGUGUACAGUAUUUACCAGUGUAUACAGCAGUAUAGAAGUCCCUUCCCAGAGCAAAGUUGUGACAAUAACACCUCUUGAUACACCUAACAGCAGUGGACACUUGGUAUGGGUGUCCGUCCUGGGUGACCUCGUAAAUGAGCCUAUUUCAGAGGGCCUUAGAGAGAUCAAGCCUCUGGUUGUACCUGAGGUGUUCACUACCAGAAUAAACAGUGGUGAUGUUAUCUACUCCAUGGUAUUCAAGCCCCACAACUUCACACCGGGAAGAAAGUAUCCAACUGUUCUUAGUAUAUAUGGAGGUCCACAAGUCCAACUGGUAUCUAACACAUUUAAGGGCUUUAGACACAUGAGAACACACAUGUUAGCAGCUCAUGGGUUCUGUGUCGUGAGCAUAGAUUCUCGUGGGUCAGAUAACAGAGGUGUUGGAUUCCAGGCUCAUCUUGUGAAUCGCAUGGGAACAGUGGAAAUAGAAGAUCAAGUGGAGGUCCUUCAGCUUCUUGCUGGACAAUGUGAUUAUAUGGAUCUCACACGACUUGCCGUUACUGGCUGGUCAUAUGGUGGCUACCUCUCCCUCAUGGCUCUAGCUCAGCGUCCUGAUAUCUUUAAGGUAGCAAUAGCUGGAGCUCCAGUUGUAUCAUGGGGCCUCUAUGACACUGGCUACACAGAACGCUACAUGGAUUUGCCCACAGUUAACCCUGAGGGUUACCGCAAUGGCUCCGUCCUCUCUUAUGUCAACAACCUCCCAGAUGAAGAGAAUCGGUUGCUCAUCGUCCAGGGGAUGAUUGAUGAGAAUGUUCACUUUUCCCACACAAAUCAACUUAUCCAAGCUCUCAUCAAGGCGGGCAAACCUUACCAGCUUCAGAUUUACCCCCACGAGCGCCACUGCUUGCGUCAGCUUGACUCGAAUGAACAUUAUGAAACCAAGCUGCUCUCUUUCCUCUUAAAUAACCUAUGAUGGAAAUGGAAAUUAGAUUUUGAAAUCUUUGUUUUGUAUCAUGAAAUCUGUUCUGCAAAUCUGGUUUGUUAGUCAUUUUGUUCUUUGUCGGAAGUGUUUUUAGUGCUUUGUGCUUUUUAGAGGCACAGCUGACGCAAGCAUCGUAGAGAUGUUGACAGAAGUGUAUGACUGAGUGUCAGGAUCUUGGUAAUAGAAAUGUUGAAACUCAGCACCAGCACCAGUUAAGAUUUAUGAAGACAGUGAUUUACACAUUUAUUGUUUAGGCUUGUAUAAAAAUAGCAGAAAAAAAAAAUUGAUCAAGACCUGUGUUGUCAUACACUGGAAGUGGUGGGUGAAGCAAACCAAAUGUAGGUUUUAUAAGCAAUAUGAAGGACUUGUUUAUCAUAGACAGAGGGUUGUUAGCAGGAUACCUAACAACCUGUUCUUGGUACUGAAUGAGUUUUCCAGAAGAUGUACGGAUAUGUGAUACCUAGACAGAUAUUUGUAACUGUAUCUAUUUUUCUUUUAGUUUGUUAUGAAGUAAUAAAGAACAGUAUAGAAGUUAGCAUUACUGUAGUGCUUUUUAAAAGGAGAUUUUAUGGGUUUUUCUUUUUCUUUCAUAUCUGCAAGGAAAGGGUGUAAUAUUUCAGAAGAGAAAGUGGCACUCUUUUUAAGUCAUAAGUCAGUUUUUUUUGUUUUUUUAUGUUUAUGCUGAUUUUACAAUUGCCGUGGUAGCUAGUCUUACCAUUUUAUUCAGUCUAAACAUAUUUUAAUACUCAUCUUUUAUUUUUAUUUUUGUUAUUUUAUAAAUCUUCAUUCUUUAUUUCUUCCUUCUGCUUUACUUCAUUUUAAAAUUAUAUUUUAGGCUGUAAAUCUGAGAAAAAAGAUCCAUUAAGGUUUGUGCUUACCACAGCUGAAGGCAUUGUUUUCUUCGCAGUGCAGUUCCAGAUAUUUAAUAAAGAUGAUAAUUAGUCAUCACGUUAGGUAGGGUCAACAAGUCUCCUAAGUGGAUUGCCUCUUGUGUACUGGGUGUAAAAUGCAGCUUGGUGAGAGGAGGUGUACUGUAAUCGCAGAGUCCAUCAUUGCCUUUAUGCAAUGUCAGUACAACCAUCUUGAUUACAGUAGAAAAUGUAUGGUGUAAUUGUUUAUUGUAAAAUGAAUGUAUGGUCAUGUUAGCUGUGUUGUGGUUUUGAGUAACAGUGUUUGUCAAUAGGAUAUUUGUAUUCUGACUUCAAGGACCUUCCACAAAGUAAAACAGAAUCCAUAUUUGAUAUGAUAAAUCACUUCUUACUUUUUCUUUUUUUUUUUGUAUGAGUAACCCUGUGUGUGUGUGUGUGUGUGUGUGUGUGUGUGUGUGUGUGUGUGUGCGUGUGUGUGUGUGUGAUUGGGUUUAUAUUUGAAUGUGUAUGCAUAGUCUGCAUCUGUGUAUUUCUGGCAUCACUGUAAUUACGUUGUGUGACUGAUAGGCUGACUUCGAAAUACUCAGUAAAACUUAGUAUGACUUUUUGAAUUUUGCUCUAAAGAAAGCUCAUUUUUGAGAACUGGUGCUAGAGAAAGAAAUAAUUAUUUGCUUUCAUUGUAAAAGUAGUCAUUACAUCUGCUACAGUCCUUGAAGCAGAUCUGUGAGUUAAUUAUGGUUGGAACCAUCACACCAGCAAUCAAGUUCACCUCAUGAUCUUGUGUAUGUUUAUCAUGAGGCCUUACAGGUUUUGAAUGACUUGGCAAACACCUAGAAAGGCAUUCACUUCUCAUUCUAGUAAUCAGAAUUAAAUGUACUGAUGUUAUCAAGAACAUUAAAGCGAGUCAGAUUUUUCAUUUUGUAAGAGGGAGAAGGUGCAUAAACAACAACUUUUGUAAAUAGUUACUGAUUUUACUUGAAAGAGAAGCUGGGAGACUAGGAUAUAAUAAAUUGUAUUAGACUAAGUACCAUCUAGUCACAUAAGCAUCAAUUAAUUGUAAGAAAUGGAUGGGUUUAACUUUCAGUUUUAUUUUGUGAGUUUGCCAUUACUAAUAUAUUUACUGUAUUUCUACAAUUAUUUAUAUAUAUUACUUUUCUCUUAUAAAAAAAAAAUAAACUUUUAAUCAAGAAAAAUAAAUGAUUGGUCAUAUAUUGUAAAGAAGGUUAUAAUGUCAGUGGAUAUUUCUUUUUUUGACAGAAAUUGUUAAAUAAUAUAUGAUUUGGAAAGACUGACCAUGAGCAUUGUAAUUAUUGAAUCUAUGACCUGCAAUAGGCCAUUCUGAGGUAUGGGUUGUACCCAUUAUGAUAGCACAUUAUUGACCAGGGUCAGUUUGACAUGGAUACCACUUCAUUGUGUAGGUCUUGGGAAUAUUUGCUGCUGUACAGUUAGUGAAAUGUGAACACUGUAGAAACUGCUUUCCAUUAAACUAGUUAGUAAUGAGAUUUUAGCAUUGUUGUGCAUCAUUGUAAAAUGUGUUUUGUAUAGUAUUUUAUUGCAAAUCUGAGACAGAUUUCACUGUCUUUUUUCUAAUUCUUGUUUUUAAUUAUAAACAAAUACUUCACAUAGCGCACAUGUGAAACUUACCUUUUGUUUGGAUUUCAAUAUUUCCAUCAUAUUUCAGUCCUUACAGCUGCUGAUCCCAGUGUUGUAGACAAUGCUAAGUUGACACAAAAUUGGGAAAAUGGAACUUGCUUUGUCAUUAUGGUGAGAAUGAUCUAAAGUCAUGUCCUUUGAGCAUAAAAUAUUUGAUAAAUAAUUUUCUAUCUUCCUUUAAAGAUCUGUCAUUAGUAAUCAUUUUGCAUUGUGUGUAUGUGUGUGUGUGUGUGUGUGUGUGUGUGUGUGUGUGUGUGUGUGUGUGUGUGUGUGUGUGUGUGUGUGUGUGUGUGUGUGUGUGCGCCUGUGUACCUGUAUGUGUCGAGGAAUGCUUUGUUGAAGAGAUGAGAUGCAUAUUAUAAGAGUGAGGUGGGUGGAUGCAUUUCUACCUCCACACUUAAAAAUAAUUUUGUUGUACACAUUUUUAUAUGAAAUUAUCCAACUGUAGCUCCUCCUCCAGAACUGGCAUAUUGCUUCUUUCUGUUAAUUUGACUUGUUUUAAUUGCAUUUUUGGUUUAAUAUCAAUAAUGAUAUAGUCAUGUACAAAUGAGUGAGAAAGCAGUUGUACAUAAAGUCUGUAUGUAUAUAUGGGUGUGUAUUGGCAUUGCAAACAUUGGAUGUUCUAAAAGUUUUUUGAUGUUUGUGUGAAUGAGGAAGGGUGUGUGUGCAGAUCAUUGCAUAUUGUUACUCUAGAUUUUGUUAUUUCAUAUGUGUUUUUUUAUGCCUGUGCAUAUCAUAUGUUGUUGAAUUGUAAAACAAUGCUUGAUUAUAAAACUUGAUUACUUUUCACUUCAGGGAUACUGAUGCAAAUAUUAGGCAAGUUCAUGAUAGAUCAUCCCAGCCUGGACACAUUUAGAUCCUGUGACGAAUUUGUGAACUAAAGCUGUGUUGUCGGAGGUUAUGGUUUCAUACAACCUGUUUUGAAUCAAUUAUCACUAAUUUCUAUCUACAAAAUUACCAGUGAUAAAGAUGACGAGCUCUGUCUAUAAUGUGAUUCUUUAUGACUAAGAUGUAUUUUGAUGAUAGAAUUUAGACACUUUAGGAACUGUUUGUCAUUGUAUUUCACUUCUACCUCUGUGGCCAGUGAUGGUUGCUGGCAUAGGAAAACAUUUGAGCUGAGAAUGUCAAUGUUUGUCAAGUAUUUAUGGAGAAGUUUCUAGGAGUGGCCACUUGUGUUAGGUCAGCUUCAGGAGACUUCUGGAGAAAUCAGAAAAAAAAGUAUGUUUUCUUCACAUUACCAGAAAGUAUUGGAUACACAAAUUGAUAAGAAAUAAAGUAUUGAAUACAAACUAUAGGUCAAUCUAGAAACUUUUUAGAUAAAUUAAAUGGUAUAUUUUUUACUUUGUUUAGAAAUACUCUGUGAUCUUUAUUAUAUGAAAAAGCCCAACAGUGAAGUACAUCUCUGCCUUGCUGACGAUGCUGUAACUAACAUUGCCGUUAUUCCUCUCUUUGUAACGAGAUUCAUGACAUCAUUGCAUGUGUUGACAGUGUUCAUUCAUUUGAAAUAAACCAGCACACACACAACAAAUGAACAAACACUCUCACUCACAUUCACAUUCACACAUACUCUCAAUCACACUUGCAAGCACUCACAUGCAUAAUACACACAUGCCCACUCACAUUCUCUCUUCUUUUUCAUCUUUUUCUCUGUCACUGUCCCUCAUCUAUAUAUCACUUAUCAGUCCAGCACUCUCUAUCUCUGUUUCUAUUUCCAUUUUCCUCUCUUAGCUUUUCUCUUUUAAAACGAUCUCUCAGAAACUUUGAACAGAGUCAACACACAUAUCAUUUGCUAUAUGGCUGUUUUAGUGACAGUUUCACUUUUUUUCCGAAAUGUUGUCCAUUUUAUGUGUGUGCUCAGUGCUCACAUUACUGCCAGGUGAUUUGACAUAUUCGUUGCUUUGGUAGUCCAUAAUUGGCAACGGUUCUUACAAGACAAAGUUUGUUAAUUUUCCUUUUGGUCAAACUCUUGUAUUGUGAUUGGAAGACAAAAACAACUUGGAUCUCAUCACCUUGUUGCGACUCACAGAUAUAGGCCUAAUAAAAAUAGAAGUUAU